Zychaea mexicana is the source of this 1185-nucleotide messenger RNA. RefSeq lists its product as uncharacterized. Gene Ontology annotation, cellular component: spliceosomal complex. The transcript is spliced from 4 exons. The coding region runs from base 254 to 997 and encodes 247 amino acids. Gene Ontology annotation, molecular function: nucleic acid binding. Gene Ontology annotation, biological process: spliceosomal complex disassembly. NCBI's taxonomy places the organism in Eukaryota, Fungi, Mucoromycota, Mucoromycetes, Mucorales, Lichtheimiaceae. The record is from RefSeq and is a predicted model, not a curated record.
AAGAAUCCCAGUCCCGAUGCAGGCAAGUUAUAAAUGAAUGGCCCUGGAAUUCCCUCAUUUUACUUUGACAGCGAUCGAUCAUGAUCUCAAAAAGUAUAAUUAACUUAAUCUAUCGUGUACUUUUUGGUUGUAUAUAGGUGCAUUAUUUCAUACAUUGUCACAAGCAUACGAAGUACUUCAGGAUGAAAAAGCCAAGGCCAGUUACGAUCAGUUGCUCAAGGCACGACUUGAAAGACGUAAAAAGCAGACGGAAAUGGAUAGCAAGCGACGUGCAGCUCAGACGGACUUAGAGGAACGAGAAAACCAAGCGAAAAAGGCCAAGCAGGACCAGGAUCAGGCUGAAGCACAGUACUAUGCUGAAUUAGCUAGGAUACGGGCAGAAGGUGCCAAACGGCGUGAGGAAUGGCGUGAGCAAGAACUGAAAACUGCGGAACAAGUGAAAAUACCCGAGCCGACAGAAUUGGAUUGUGCGCUCAAGAUCAAAUGGAAGCGGAAAAAGCACAUGUUUACAGAGGAAGAUUUGCAAAAGAUUCUGAAUCCCAUCGGCAAAGUCGAUACAAUUGCUAUUGCAGAAAAGAAAAAGGGCACCGCAUUAGCUGUGUUCAAAACGGUGGUGGAUGCACACGCGGUUCUAACAAGCAAAGACACGCAUCCGUCCCUGUCGCCAUUUGAAGUGAUUGACUGGUAUACCGGUAAAGAGCCGGCCAUGGUGACCCAUAUGAACGAGGAAAGAAGACGGAUGCAAGAAGCUAAACAAAAGGCAGCCGAAUGGAGCAAUUUCAGCUCACAGCAAUCUGCACCAAGCGGCAAACCGUUAUUUGCUACGGCUGGACAAUCAUCCUUUUUCAAAAAUAUAAAGGUGCCUCCGUCAAAGUCAUCAUUUUCCAAUGCACCAAAUUUAUCUGACAAGGAAUACGAAGCAAUGACCCUUAUGAAGCUGCGGCAGGCUGAGCGAGAACGGAUGUUGGAGCAAAUUAAGCGCGAAGAAGCAUCAUAGACCGAUCAGCUAUUAUACCCUCACACAACAAUACUUUGUAAAUAAUGCUUAUUAUACACAUCCGACGUACACACACACACACACACACACACACACACACUCAAUGUCGAAUCGUUGGUGUACAGUGCACACCGUUGUGAUUCCUGUUUAGGAGAUUUAAAACGACAAAGGCAAAUAAAUUAAGGCUC